This is a messenger RNA of Physeter macrocephalus (sperm whale), 1812 nucleotides long. RefSeq names its product NAD kinase (gene NADK). Gene Ontology annotation, molecular function: NAD+ kinase activity. The record is from RefSeq and is a predicted model, not a curated record. Gene Ontology annotation, biological process: NADP+ biosynthetic process; NAD+ metabolic process. The transcript is spliced from 11 exons. NCBI's taxonomy places the organism in Eukaryota, Metazoa, Chordata, Mammalia, Artiodactyla, Physeteridae. The coding region runs from base 50 to 1411 and encodes 453 amino acids.
GCAUCCGGGGUUUUCGGGCCGAAGUCCUCCUCGUCCAUCAACUACGGAAAUGGAACAAGAAAAAGUCAACGGGAGUGAGCAGCUGCGUGCCGAGGCGGCCUCCUACCGCUGCUCCGCGUGCCAUGGGGACGAGGACCGGGGCCUGGGCCACCCCAUCCGGGGCCGCGCCAAGUCCCGCAGCCUGUCGGCCGCGCCCGCCCUGGCCAACACCCGCGAGUUCAGGAGGACCCGCUCGCUACACGGGCCAUGCCCAGUGACCACUUUUGGACCAAAGGCCUGCGUGCUGCAGAACCCCCAGACCAUCAUGCACAUCCAGGACCCUGCCAGCCAGCGGCUGACGUGGAACAAGUCCCCAAAGAGCGUCCUCGUCAUCAAGAAGAUCCGGGAUGCCAGCCUGCUCCAGCCCUUCAAGGAGCUCUGCGUGUACCUGAUGGAGGAGAACAACAUGAUCGUGUACGUGGAGAAGAAAGUUCUGGAGGACCCCGCCAUCGUGAGCGACGACCGCUUUGGGCCAGUGAAGAGGAAGUUCUGCACCUUCAGAGAAGAUUACGAUGACAUCUCCAACCAGAUUGAUCUCAUCAUUUGCCUGGGAGGAGACGGGACCCUGCUCUACGCCUCGUCGCUCUUCCAGGGCAGCGUGCCUCCGGUCAUGGCGUUCCACCUGGGCUCCCUGGGCUUCCUGACCCCCUUCAACUUCGAGAACUUUCAGUCCCAAGUUACUCAGGUGAUACAGGGGAACGCAGCUGUUGUUCUCCGGAGCCGGCUGAAGGUCAGGGUCGUGAAGGAGCUCCGAGGGAAGAAGGUGGCCGUCCCCAACGGGAUCAGCGAGAACAGGGUGCUGGCCGCAGCCCUGGACGCAGAGGUCGGGAAGCAGGUCAUGCAGUACCAGGUCUUAAACGAGGUGGUGAUAGACAGAGGCCCAUCCUCAUACCUGUCCAACGUGGACGUCUACCUGGAUGGGCACCUCAUCACCACGGUGCAGGGCGACGGCGUGAUCGUCUCCACCCCAACGGGCAGCACGGCGUACGCGGCCGCCGCCGGGGCCUCCAUGAUCCACCCCAACGUGCCGGCCAUCAUGAUCACGCCCAUCUGCCCCCACUCGCUGUCCUUCCGGCCCAUCGUAGUUCCUGCGGGCGUCGAGCUGAAGAUCAUGCUGUCACCGGAAGCAAGGAACACUGUGUGGGUGUCCUUCGAUGGACGAAAGAGACAGGAGGUCCGCCACGGAGACAGCGUCAGCAUCACUACCUCUCGCUACCCGCUCCCCUCCAUCUGUGUCCGCGACCCCGUGAGCGACUGGUUUGAGAGCCUGGCACAGUGUCUGCACUGGAACGUGCGGAAGAAGCAAGCCCACUUCCCAGAGGACGAGGAGGACGCGGACGAGGAGGAUGGGGCGGGGCGGGCGGGGAGCUAGGCCUCAGGUCCUGCCGUCUGCGCUCGGGACGGGCGCACCUGAACGCGCGUCGUGAGCGUCACGGGCCAAGCGCCGGUGGCAGGUGCCGCGCCACUUGUCUGGCUAGAGGAAGGGCCUGCGAUCUGCCUUUUGUCGACCAGAUCAGCUGUUUUUAACGUUUUAAAUCUGACUUUUCUGCAUUUCUAAACGAGUGAGCAGACCAGGAGCUCUGAGGUCAGCCCAGGCGCACCCACCCUGCGUGUGGUCAGAGCCCGGCCCCAGGCAGGGACGGCCGAGCCUGGUGGGCUCCUUGUAAUUCCUUGUCAGGAAACUUCCAUAAAUCAGUCUACUGAAAUUCAGAGGGGAUCAGAAUGAAUGGGUCUAUCCUAUGGUCUUGAAAAUAAAUGUCUCACGGCCAAAAA